UAGAUAAUUAGCACCAUGGAGCCUCAGGUGUCGAAUGGCCCUACUUCCAAUACAACCAAUGGACCCUCCAGCAACAGUAGAAACUGCCCUUCCCCCAUGCAGACGGGGGCUGCCACAGAUGACAGCAAAACCAACCUCAUAGUCAACUAUUUACCCCAGAACAUGACCCAGGAGGAAUUCAGGAGUCUCUUUGGGAGCAUUGGUGAAAUAGAAUCCUGCAAGCUUGUGAGAGACAAAAUCACAGGGCAGAGUUUAGGAUAUGGAUUUGUUAACUACAUUGAUCCAAAGGAUGCAGAGAAAGCCAUUAACACUUUAAAUGGACUCAGACUCCAGACCAAAACCAUAAAGGUGUCGUAUGCCCGUCCAAGUUCAGCAUCAAUCAGAGAUGCUAACUUGUAUGUCAGCGGCCUUCCGAAAACAAUGACCCAGAAGGAAUUAGAGCAGUUAUUCUCACAAUAUGGGCGCAUCAUCACCUCACGGAUUCUGGUUGAUCAAGUCACAGGAGUUUCUCGAGGUGUGGGAUUUAUCCGUUUUGAUAAGAGAAUAGAGGCGGAAGAAGCCAUAAAGGGACUAAAUGGCCAGAAGCCUAGCGGUGCUACAGAACCAAUUACUGUGAAGUUUGCCAAUAACCCCAGCCAGAAAACAAGCCAGGCACUCCUUUCACAGCUGUAUCAAUCUCCCAACAGACGCUACCCUGGACCGCUUCACCACCAGGCUCAGAGAUUCAGGCUGGACAAUUUGCUUAAUAUGGCCUAUGGCGUAAAGAGGUUCUCCCCGAUCACAAUUGAUGGUAUGACGAGCCUUGUCGGAAUGAAUAUACCUGGUCACACUGGAACUGGAUGGUGCAUCUUCGUCUACAACCUGUCUCCCGACUCAGAUGAGAGCGUGCUGUGGCAGCUGUUUGGUCCCUUCGGAGCAGUCAAUAAUGUCAAGGUGAUCCGCGAUUUCAACACCAACAAGUGCAAGGGAUUUGGCUUUGUCACCAUGACCAACUACGACGAAGCUGCCAUGGCGAUUGCCAGCCUUAAUGGAUACCGUUUAGGAGACAGAGUAUUGCAAGUUUCCUUUAAAACCAAUAAAACCCACAAAUCCUGAAUUUCAUAUCCUUACUUACUAAAAUAUAUAUAUAUAAAUAUAUAUACGAACAAAACAAAACAAAAAAAACUCUUCAAGGCUUAUAUUCAACCAUGGACUUUAUAAGCCAGUGUUGCCUAAGUAUUAAAACAUUGGAUAUCCUGUGAGGAACAGGAAAGGAUUUUAUAAUGCUUAGAAAAAAAAAAAACCUUUGAUGCAUUGAAUGUUCUUUCAUAGCUGUCGUUGUUGAAUAUAAUAUACAUAGAUAACAAUGUGCAGGGAUUUUUACCCGGCCAGCUAGUUUUACUACCUUCCUUGAAGGUGGGUCUUUUUAAGAUGACCAUUCACUCAUUUGAAAAAAAUAAGAAAACAAAAACAAUUUUUACAAACUAAUGGGAUUAAAAGCGAGAAAAAAGAUUUUUCUUUUCUUUUCUUCUUUUGAAAACAUUGAUCUAAUCAGAUUGGUAAACCCCCCUGGUAAAUUAAAGAGGAACAAUAAAAAUUGCAAAAAGAAGAACAUAAUUUUGCAACUUUUUUUAUUUUUCCUUUUUUCUUUUAUAUCAUGUGAACUAAACAGUCUUCUGUUAGGGAAUGGGGUAGAGGGGGAUACCUGAUGACAUAACAAUUUAAAUAACAUUAACAAUGUUGCCAAAGAGGUGGUCUCUUUGCUGAAAAUGGGUUUCAAGAAAAAUCUAUUUUUAUAAAAUAUAAAGAAUUUUUACAAGAGAAUCUGGAUUUGAGAAAAAAUAUUUUGACUGGCUAAUUUAGGGGAAAUUGACAACUUUGUCAUGUUCAUACUGCACUGGUAACUUUUUAGAGAUCAAGAUGUGUGUUUUAAACUGGAUUAGUAGAUUGUUUUUUGAAGGAUGGGCUACAAACAGAUGAUCUUCGUAUCUUUUCAUAGCAUGUAAUAAAAAUAUUAAAUACAGUACGGGAGAGUGUUCUUCCCAGGCACGCAGUUACCCACAGUCAAAACCCAAAAGCAAGGAGAUGAGUUGCAAGAUGGUUUUUCUUUAAGUCAUCAGUAUGGGAUAUCAGCAGAACAAAAGUUUAAAAAAAAAAAGAAAAAAAA
Molecule: messenger RNA, 2146 nt
Organism: Meleagris gallopavo (turkey)
Lineage: Eukaryota; Metazoa; Chordata; Aves; Galliformes; Phasianidae
Source: RefSeq, a predicted model, not a curated record